Molecule: messenger RNA, 204 nt
Organism: Babesia bigemina
Lineage: Eukaryota; Apicomplexa; Aconoidasida; Piroplasmida; Babesiidae
Exons: 2
Coding region: 1-204 (67 amino acids)
Source: RefSeq, a predicted model, not a curated record
AUGGCCGAGCUGAUUGUUGAUAUGGUAAUAACAGAUAAAAACCUAGUGACGGCCGUGCAACCCUGCACCAUAAGCGCUCUCUCUCAGAAAGCCACCUAUCACGGCCGGCAUUAUAAAGCUAUAAAUGCUUCAAUUGCAACUGAGGAGGUGGAAAAAAUAACCCAGCAUAACUUCGCAAAAAUGGAGAAAUUCCUGAAGCGUUGA